AGAAGGGGAAGAAAUGUUGUACGAUCUGGCUUCACUGAUAUAUAUGUGUGUGUGUAUACACGCAAUACAUAAAAUGGGAUUCUAAUAAAAAGAAACCUUAAAAGGAUGGUACAUUAUAUGGUGGUUGUUUAAAUUAAUUGGAUUUCCAAUUACUAUACCAUGGUUACUUUACCAUUUUUAUGACAUUAUGCAACAAAAGAAAGAAAAAGCAAUAUUAAAAAAUAAGGUGGUAAUGAUAACUGGUGCCAGUUCUGGAUUAGGCGAAGCGUUAGCUCAUGUAUUUUACAGUUGCGGUUGCAGACUUAUUUUAGUUGCUAGAAGAAAAGCAGAGUUGGAAAGAGUUAAAAAUACAUUAGUGGAGAAACAUUGUACAGUUCCAACUCAUCCACCUGUAAUUCUACCUUUGGAUUUAACCGAAAUUAAUACUUUACAACCGGAAAUAUCAAAAGUUUUAUCGAUACAUGAAAGAAUCGACAUUUUGAUAAAUAACGCUGGAAUUUCAUAUCGAGGAGAGGUCAUUAAUACAAAUGUGGAUGUGGAUAUUAAAGUGAUGCUCAUUAAUUACUUUGCACAAAUAGCAUUAACUAAAGCCGUUCUUCCGUCAAUGUUAAAACAACAAUAUGGUCAUGUAGUGUAUAUUAGCAGUGUUCAGGGUAAAAUUUCUAUACCUUAUAGAUCUGCAUAUGCAGCAUCUAAGCAUGCAUUACAAGCUUGGUGCGAUUCCUGUAGAGCGGAAUUAGCUGAGAAAAAUAUUAAAGUAACAAUAAUAAGUCCUGGAUAUAUAAAGACUGCUUUAUCAUUAAAUGCUUUAACAGGAAAUGGUGAAACAUAUGGAGUAAUGGAUCAAACUAUAGAACAAGGCUAUUCUCCUAAAUACGUUGCCAAAAAAGUUUUGAAAGCUGUAUUGAAAAAAGAAAAGGAUGAAGUUAUUGCACCAAUUAUUCCAAAAUGUGGUAUAUUUAUACGUUUCUUAUUUCCAUCCCUUUACUUUUGGCUCAUGGAGAAACGUGCUAAAAAGUUAGAUAAAGACAAAUAAUUUUCUAAUAGAUCUGAUAUAUUAUAUUUUGUUUGAAA
Molecule: messenger RNA, 1074 nt
Organism: Polistes dominula (European paper wasp)
Lineage: Eukaryota; Metazoa; Arthropoda; Insecta; Hymenoptera; Vespidae
Product: dehydrogenase/reductase SDR family protein 7-like
Cellular component (GO): membrane
Source: RefSeq, a predicted model, not a curated record